Messenger RNA from Miscanthus lutarioriparius, 435 nucleotides. The record is from the annotation of a GenBank genome assembly. Lineage: Eukaryota; Viridiplantae; Streptophyta; Magnoliopsida; Poales; Poaceae.
AUGGCGCUGUCCCUCUCCCUCGCGCGCCCCGCGCCCCUCGCCGUCUCCGCCGGCGCCGGAGCCGGAGCCAGGAAGCUCCCCGCAGCCAGCCUCGCCUUCCCGGCCAAAUCCUUCUUCGGCGCGCCGCUGGCAGCCACCGCGGCCUCCGUCGCGUCGCCGCUCCCGGGCAAGCCGGCCACCUCCACCUCGCUCGAGGUCGUCGCGGCGGGGAAGAAGGGGUACAAGAUGAAGACGCACAAGGCGUCGGCGAAGCGGUUCCGGGUGACGGGGAGGGGCAAGAUCGUGCGCCGGUGCGCCGGGAAGCAGCACUUGCUCGCCAAGAAGAACACCAAGCGCAAGAAGAGGCUCUCCAAGAUGGUCCAAGUCAACAAGAGUGACUACGACAAUGUGACGGGUGCACUGCCCUACCUCAAAGUGAAUAGGAAAGCAAACUGA